This is a messenger RNA of Spirometra erinaceieuropaei, 5558 nucleotides long. NCBI's taxonomy places the organism in Eukaryota, Metazoa, Platyhelminthes, Cestoda, Diphyllobothriidea, Diphyllobothriidae. The record is from the annotation of a GenBank genome assembly.
AUGUACCCGCCCAAGUCAUCAGCUUCGUCGAGAGUUUCAUCCACCUACACUCAGUCAAUAGACGCCCCAACGUCCUCUUCGGAGGACACAUCAACCUCGACGACUGAACAGUGGCACAGGUAUUUUGAAGAGCGUCCGAUGUCCUUCCCAACGGAGGUGGAUGUAACCGCACGCGACCUGCUGCGAACCUGGACAGUUUGUUCCCGAAUACCCCACCAGUAUCUGACAAAUCUGCUGAAGAUUUUGAGGCAGAUGAAGCCAGACGACGCGUCAAACAUGCCCUUCGACGCCCGAACACUUCUCGGCGGAGCAGGCGAUCUGCCACCGGUAACGGCAUUUGGCAGCGGUAAGUACGUUCACUUAGGACUUGUAAAGCAGUUGACUGAGCCUUUCCCAUGCAGGUGAUAGGUUAUGAGACAGUAGCGUACUUAGCCAUCGACGGUCUUCCUAUUCAUAUGAAAACCAAAAGAGAAUUUUGGCCAUAUUUAGGCAGAAUUAUCCAGCCCUUUGUUAGUCAAAUUUUUGCAGCAGGAAUUUAUUGUGGGCAGGGAAAGCCGCCCGGUGUUCAGUCAUUUGGCAGACCGCUAGUAGAAGAGUUGGGAACCCUUGCAAGUUCUGGUCUGCGUGUCGACGUCAUCGACAGAACUCUGCAAUUCCGUCUGACAGCCGUUAUCUGUGAUGCGCCUGUUUGGGCAUUCAUUAAGCAAAUUAAGAACGUUACUGCGUACUACGGUUGUGAACGGUGCUAUGUAAAAAGGAAAUACCUUGAAAAAGUAGUCUACGACAGUGUCUCUGAGCCUGCUAGGACGGAUGAGGAGUUCUUGUCUCUUGCUGAUGGCAGUCAUCGAGUUGAAAUUUCACCUUUGCUAGCUUGUAAUCUUGGAAUAAUGAGUUCAUUUCCUUUAGAACCCCUUCGUUUGGUUUACCUGUGUGUAAUGAGAAGGCUGUUGAACUUGUGGCUUCGAAGCCGCUUUUGUAGGCUCGUGGACCAAGCUCAAGUUGUGUCCAGUCAGUGUGUGCUGCAUUUGUCGAGGGGUGGUGUCCCAGUGGCUUUGGUUGUGGUUGCAGGGGGGCAGUGCGUUCAAGUGGCCUCAUGGGCAGCUGCAGCUGUUCGGGCGCAGGUAUUCCCGAGCUUUCGGUCGUGUAACUUCAGGUCAGCGCGUCUGAAACGGCUCAUUGCAAGAGGACGAAUGACCUUAAGGCAGCGAGGUCUUGAGCGGUGACGCCAGACCGGUCAUGAUGUCUGCCCGCUACAUAACUUAAUUCUAAGCGGGGGACGCUGCGUUUCUUACAAGAAAAGAAAAACGAUUGCAAAAGAGGAAAAACGGCAAAAAUAUAAAUAAUUGUACAGACUGAAGAAAAAUGAAGUCCUUUCCAGUAUCAGUUGUUGAAACGUGGAUGCUAAUCGGGGGUUUACCUUAAUGGCUUGUCGAUAUCGAGGCAACAUACUUGUAUAGUCGCUUGCCGAGAUUUGCGCCCAUAUCGUUCUUAUUGGUCAGCCGCCCCUUUGCACUUCGCUCUGAUUGGCUGGCGAACUUGUCGCGAUGCGUGCACAUCACGCGAAGGGCGCCAUUACGACAUGCUUUGCCGUGACAUGCGCGCGUGACUCUGCUGGCGUAACUUUAUAGCUGCCCACUUCAUUUCUUCUAUGGUUCCAUAUCCGUUUAAUUUUAAUCAUUUUAACUAACGUUAUGUUAAGGCAGGUAUCUCGGCAGACGGUAAGAAAACACAUUGCGCAGAUGCCAUACCUCCUGCUUCCGAACGUAGCGGUAGGACGAUCCCAUUCCCUAUACGCUCUUUAGCUGCCAAAGUAACAAACGUCCAGGAUAACGGGGAUGUACUUAGCUCCUUGGAUGUUGUGAACGCCCCAUCAGAUAUCUUGGCUAGGCGACAGCUAUGGAAAACGGAACUUUUGCCGGUGUUCCUAACUCGAGUAAAGAAUAGGGAGAAGUUGCAAGCUAAUCCGGUUGCGCUCCCAACUCCCUAAAUCCGGCCACUGAGAGGCCUGUAGCUGCUUACACUAUCGAACGACCGAUCAACAGUCGGUCAGAUUUUAUGGAAAUCAGUGGGAGACCGAUGAACUUAGACUUUCGCCAGCAACUGGCAUGCAAAAUUCUUUUCACCUAUCUCUCCCAUUAGGCGCCAUAUCCCAUGUCCUAUUCGGUUCGAAGUUGUACGAACCAAUUAUAGGUGAAUAACUGCAUGUUCUACUAAGGUUACUUCACGCAGAUAUCUACUGAUGGUGGAGCAGAGGGGAACGUGUCGACCUCUAUGAUUUGGGGGCCGCCUUUACCAAACGCCUAAAGCGAUCUCUGAACGCGGCGGGUGAAAGGCUUCAAAGAAGUCAGACAGCCUCAGAAGCAAAUGGUUAGCCAAUUGUACACAUAUCAUACAUAUGCCUAAGUUUCAGAACUGGUAGUCAGACCGUUUACUUCAACACCGCCACGUGACGGCAUCUCAUGAAUAUGGUCUGUUCCUGUCACGGAUGCUGGCUUUCAACGUCUUUUUUACAUUUACUGCGUACUACUGACAAGCAGUUUGUAAAAUACCUCUUGCUUUUCGUCCCAGUAUAGUUGGAUUCGGUUCGUGUUCAAAGUCCUCGAAAAUGGCUAAUACGCGAUAAAACAAGUUACAUGCCUACGGGAAAUGUUAGUGGAAGUAAAGCAUGGCGGAUGGUAUUAAAAGGAAGUGUUAUACAGUAAAUGUUUGUCUUGUGUGCACAAUGCAAAAACCUUUUUUCGUCUGCGUCACUCUAUCUUGACUUGUCGAUAUGAGGGGCAUAUCUACAAAGAGGUCAAAGUCGACAUCCGGUCGAUGUCCACGCAAUAUCCUGUCGAUACCGACACGCUCUCAGGUGUUCGUCCUGUUUUGUGGUGUGGACUGUAACGGGUACAGCGUACAUGGCAUUGAGCCUGGACGAGAGGACGAUAAUUAGAUAAUAUGGGAACUAACCCUCAGUAGGCCAAAGUGAAAGAGAAACUUUUCCUGAAACAGAUGGAUCAGGAACCACACAAGAAGCGUAUCAGUAAAAUUGAUCCUCAGAUAUGCCUGAAUGAGAGUGCUUACAGACAUCCUUACUGUAUAGUAUGCAUCAGGUCUCUUCAUUGAUAUUUUCCAUUUCGCUGGUGGGUUUCCAAGUCACCUAAUUCUGUAUGUAGCAUAAUAUAAUGUGACAGUUAGCCACUGGCUGUCGCCCGCGUGGCCUAAUGGAUAAGGCGUCUGCCUCCUAAGUAGAAGAUUGUGGGUUCGAGUCCCACCGUGGGUGCACAUUUUCGCAGCGAAAAUAUGUACUCUCGAUUUCCUUAUUAGUCAACGAUGAUAAAUGGACGAUUCCGGAAAUAAACGUUAAAAGCGUACAGAAUAAACGCCAAAAUCCAAAUGUUUGUAAUAUCAAGAAAUAUGUGCACGCCAUGAAAGUAAUGUAGAAUACUAACUAAUUGACGUACAAGCAUGCUACUGGAAAAGUGACACGACAUAAAUUGUCUUCAAGUCCUAGUGUUGUGCAGUGAGGUGGACGUAGCAAGUAUACUUCAUACAAAAAGUUACUGAAAUACGUGCGUAUUUCAGUGACCAGUAGCUGCAGUACUACUGUGUGUACAGUAGUAUGUUAAACUGGAAUUGGUAGUCACCACAAGGCGUCAAGCUAACAUCGGCCAUUAGGGAGGUAUAUCGCGUCUAACUACUGGUUGUACCUUAAGCGCCACAAUCCUGAAGCCAAGACAUGAGUUCUGGAAGAGGACGAAAGAUACCAGGAGAAAUUUACUGUGUUCAGAAGCCUGCAUCACUGUUCCGGGCAGCUGUGGCCUCUGGCCAGGCCAGGGCGUGUACUGACGGUUGCAAGUCACGCAGGAGGGAGAGAUAAGCGACAACUACUUGUAUAGGUGCAUAGAAAAUUCGCGUUUGUGCACGGCAUUUCCUGAGAGCUUUCUGGAGUCAUGUCAUACGAGUCUGAUUUUUUCACUUGAACUAUGGGCCAAAGUAUUGGACGAAGGCAAUAUGGCGCAAACCAUCUACAUUGACCUUAAAUAUGCCUUCGACAGCGUUCCUCACCAAAGUCCCCUGCAUAAAAUGCUUAGCGUAGUAGUGCGUGGAAGAUUUCUUGAAUAACCCCGGACCAUUUGACUGGACGAUUCCAAAGUGUACAGGUCGGACGCCAGCAGUCCUAAGAGAUAACCGCGAUGAAUGACGUACAACAGGGCCCGGUUUUAGGCCCUAUGCUGUUCCUCAUUUUUAAUAAUGACUGCCUUAGGUACCACGACUGUGAUGUCAUCCUGUUCGCGGACGUCGUAGACUUGUGGAAUGUUGUUCACGAUACGGCAAACGGAGACCGCCUGCAGAUAAACUAAAACAGACUCGAGGACUGGUCGAAGCGCUGGCUUACGCCCUUUGAUGCAAGUAAGCGCAAUUUUCUUCAACUUAGCAGCUGACGAGCCACCAGCUCGAGGGCUUAUUUUCUAAAUGGUACACCAUUUAGAACCAGUUGAUGGUCAGAUGAACUUGAGUGUGUGGAUUACAUCUUCACUCACAUCAACACUGAACUUCCCGAAGGUGGCCAAAUCAGCCAAGUCUAUAUCGCAGCUCAUCGGGGGAGUCUUUAUAUAAAGAUUCCACAUGGAGUUCGACAAAGACAGCUUCUCCUAUUUAUCUGGAAUCUUCGUGCGGCUGUAUCUAGAAUACGCCAUACAGGCGUGGGGACCUUGAACUGUCGGGGACUGUACCGUCUCAGAGAAGGUCGGAGGUGGGCGACAAAAGUAACCAAAGGUCUGGGAACAUUGCCCUAUGAAAACGAAUUGUCAGCUCUCAACCUACCUCCCCUUUCCUGUAGGCGACUGUUAAGUGAUCUCAUACUAACCUUCCGCACUAUGAAUGACCUGGACUGUUGUUUUAUCUUCGGUAAUUUUUCGCCCAGGUUAACAUGCCUACUUUGCGCGGCCAUCCCCUAAAUCUACACACAGGUAAAGAAAGGAUCAGUGGGCGAAGGGUUUCCUUUGAUGACAGGGUGAUUGCGGCAUGGAACUUCCUGCCUGCCGAUGUUUUAUCCCCCAUUGCGUGGAUUUAUUUAAUUGUAAACUCGACACUCAUAAAGCUCCUCACUUGCCAGCUACACACCCCCUCGGGGCCAGUCACCCAGUUCAUGUAUGAUCAUAUUACUUAGAGUAAGUGAGUAGGCUCAGACGUCCACUCUUUAAAUGGUAGACAGCUGCUUGCCUUCGCAUUCAAUUAUGUGGGCCAUCUGGUUUUCAAUUUUCCCUACUUAUCGGUACUUCUUCCCGGACAUUUUGUAGCCAAUAGGGAAUUCAGUGGCGUCCUACUAUCUUCCCCUCAGUAUAGCUAAACUGAACAGAGAGGGCAGGUUGGGGAUGUCCAAAGAGGCUGACUUGUUCACCGAGUGUCCGUUGACACAGGGGACGGGACUGAAGCUGUUUGGUGUCGAUGUUGUGGAUAGGAAACGCUUGAGACCUGCCAGCUGCUCCUUCGAUUUGCCAACGACAGCCCUGCUGACCCCAUUGACCGUUGAUUCAGUCAUCAUUGCAAUUCUGCAGGUCAUUUACGCGUAG